AGCCAGGGCGCGAGGGCCGCCGUGAGGAGCUCCGCGCUCGCGCCGCCACCCCCUGCUCCCUCGCGCGCCGGGCGCUUCGGCUCCGCUUCCCGCAGGAACCCACUGUAAGAGCUAGUAAAUCCUGUGGAAAAUGGCCUUCAGUGAUCUUACAUCGAGGACUGUGCGUCUUUAUGAUAAUUGGAUCAAGGAUGCUGAUCCAAGAGUUGAAGACUGGUUCUUAAUGUCAUCACCUCUGCCACAAACCAUCAUCUUGGGACUCUAUGUCUAUUUUGUCACUUCUCUGGGACCAAAGCUCAUGGAAAAUCGAAAGCCCUUUGAACUCAAGAAAGCGAUGAUAACGUACAAUUUUUUCAUAGUACUCUUUUCUGUGUAUAUGUGUUAUGAGUUUGUGAUGUCUGGCUGGGGUACAGGUUAUUCAUUUCGAUGUGAAAUUGUUGACUAUUCACGGUCGCCUACAGCAUUGAGGAUGGCACGCACCUGCUGGCUUUAUUACUUCUCCAAAUUUAUCGAGCUGUUAGAUACUAUCUUUUUUGUUCUGCGUAAGAAAAAUAGCCAAGUGACUUUUCUGCAUGUCUUCCAUCAUACCAUCAUGCCAUGGACCUGGUGGUUUGGAGUCAAAUUUGCUGCAGGUGGUUUGGGAACAUUCCAUGCCUUUCUAAACACAGCUGUCCAUGUAGUCAUGUAUUCCUACUACGGACUAUGUGCACUGGGACCAGCCUACCAGAAGUAUUUGUGGUGGAAAAAAUAUCUGACAUCAUUACAGCUUGUCCAGUUCAUUAUUGUCACCAUCCACAUAGGCCAAUUCUUUUUCAUGGAGGAUUGCAAGUACCAGUUUCCAGUCUUUCUGUACAUCAUUAUGAGUUAUGGGUGCAUCUUUCUGCUGCUCUUUCUCCAUUUUUGGUACCGUGCUUACACCAAAGGUCAGAGGCCGCCCAAAACUGUGAAAAAUGGAAUCUGCAAAAACAAAGAUCACUGAAAUUCAAGUACAACAUGAAUCUAUGAAUGAGACUGAUAUCUUGUCUUCCUUGACAAUCAAGAGAUAUUUCCAUGUGCAGUGCAUUUUGUAUAUUUUUCAAAAGCAAGAGCUUGUAUUUUUAUGAUAAGUUAUUGGGGUUUCUGAUAUUUGAGAGCCUAUACUCCCAGAUAACAGAGUCUUCUGAUAAUUAGAGCCUAGGGCAGCCCGUUUUUCAGCUGCUUUUAAACCUCAUCUAAAGGUUUUAUUUAAUAUAUUUUGUUACACUAAAAGGAUCAUGUGAAAUAGUACAGUACUUUUCAAAGAAGUUCAGUAUAAAUGAGAAAUAUCACUAGGUAUUUUGAGUACAGACAGAGAUCUAUGCUGUACAGUGGAUUCCUCCUGCCAGGUCUGAAAACCUCUAAUGUGGGCUUUGGCGUUGUAGCUUGUUGACUAUACUCAGAAGACACUAUGUUUAUUCUAGAGUUAAAUUCCUAUUCUAAAGAAUUAACAAAAUGAGCAUUAAGUGAAUGUUGGGUAAGUUGUCAUUUAAAAUCACUAACAAUAGUUUUUAAUGGAUCUCUUGAGUAGCUGCCACCAGUUUUGCUGAUAAGACUUUCUCACAACCUUUUGUCAUAUGAAGUGUUUAGAAGUAACACUCCUUUCAAGGAACACGUUGAUGCACUUAAUACUAAGGUUAAGCUAAUAUUUUGAAAACAGGUGAUUUUUUUCUGAUGGCUUAAUGAGCACUCUGCUAUUACUGUCUUUCAAUUAUCUUUGUAUGUUUCUGGAAAGAGGUGAAUUUGUCAAUGGAAAAAGUACUGUAUAGCCCUAGCCGGUUUGGCUCAGUGGAUAGAGCAUCAGCCUGCGGACCAAAGGGUCCCAGGUUUGAUUCCGGUCAAGGGCAUGUACCUUGGUUGCAGGCUCCUCCCUGGCCUGGGCCCUGGUCAGGGCUCCUGCAGGAGGCAACCAGUCCAUGUGUUUCUCUCAUAUCAAUGUUUCCCUCUGUCUUUCCCUCUCUCUUCCAUUCUCUAAAAAUCAAUGGAAAAAUAUUCUCGGCUGAGGAUUAACAAAAACAAAAAACAAACAAAAAUAAAUAAAUAAAGGUGAAUAAAUGUUUAAAAAAAAAAAGAAAAGAAAAAGUACUGUAUAGUUCACUGAGAAAAAUCUGUUGUCUGUUGUAUCAUAAUGUCACUUUCUUAUAUGGUCAUCAUUUAAAAGAUUAUCUUGGUUAAAUAUAUAUUGAUUAGAUGUGUAAAUGUUCAUGUCAUUAAUAUAUUGCAGGUAUCCUUAAAUCAUAAAUGAUUUUAGACUACCCAUCACAGUUUCCAGAGAUGUGUUAGAAUGGCUUAUGAAGCAAUUGGAGGCAAAUGGUGAUACAGAGAUUAUUCAGGGAAGAUUUAGUUAUAUGAGUGUUUCAAUAGAGAGAGAGAGAGAGAGAGACUACAUAGUAAGUAUUGUAAUGGAUAUACUGCAUAAAAAAAUAUUUUUUAGAUUUAUUAAUUAACAGCCUGCAUUUUUUCAAACUUAUAAAUUAUAUAAUGAAGGACUAAAAUUCAUUUUGCAAUGUUUCAUUUCUUUAAAAUUGCUACUUUCUAAAAUUCUCUUAUUCUUGAAUAGUAGAUUUUUGUCCAAGAAACACAAAUAUUUGGACAUUUAAAAUUUUUCCUUAUAGCUUGUUUGUUCCCAUUAUAUUUAUACUCAAUUUUUGAUGGGCAGCUUAUGCUUGUAUUACUUUAAACCAGCGGUUGCUAACUGGUGGUCCGCGGACCACUGGUGGUCCAUGAGGUCUGAAAGGUUGGUGACCGCUGGUUUAAGGAAACCAUUGGAGCAGCGGUCGCCAACUACUGGUGGUCCGUGAGGUCCAAAAGGUUGGCGACCGCUGCAAACAAGUAGUACUUUCGGGCCUCAGUUAUUGUGUAACACACAGUGAUACUUACUGUACAGCAAUGUCUGAGUGUUUACUCACUGUAAGCUCCUCUAGUUCUGUGUCUUCCCCCAGUCUGUUAAUCUAUACCAUGGCCUUUUCACACUUACCCGGUUCAUAAGGUUAUGUGCCUUUAGUGACCUUUAAUGACUUAGCUUGCUUACAAUAUGAGAAGAUGAGGGUUGAAAAUGGGGGGAAAUUAAUAUUUUUAAAAAUAAAGAAUAAAGAACAGGAGAGCAGAGCUAAAAGAAAUCAGAUUUAAUUUACUUCUCUGAGAGUCUCAGGAUUCCUUAAGUGUUUUCUUGUUUUGACUCUUCAAAUCCAACUUGUGCUAAAUAAAAAGGUGUGGUUGGUGCUGUCAUAUACUAGUACUCACACAAUUGCCAAAGAUCCCAGUAGGGUAAAGACCAAAUGCAAGCAAAAAUAAAAGAAGAUAAAACAGGAGAGUUUGGUUUCUUUCCCUGCAUCCUUUCUGACCUGCAUUGUAUGACCGCUCUUAAUUGCCCUGUAGUUUUUGAAAUGUUUGAGGUGCCUACCAGCUCACAGCAACAUGUGAUAGAAACACAUUCUAAAUGAUACAAAUCAAAGAAAUUAUGUUACAUGAAAAAUCACAGCCGGCAGAAACAUCCUCUGUGUAAACAUUGGCAGAUAAAAAUACAUCCACCGGAUGCAAAAUUUUCACAGUCAGUGUUUUUUAUUAAAGGGCUUUGUGGGUUACAGAGAGUUUCUAUUGGGGUUUCAUUCCACUUUUCAGGAUUUUAUUGCCUUUGGAUUUGCUUACCUAACAAAUAAAGAGCCCAGUUACAAAAUCUGGUUUAUGACAUAAGAAGCUCUAUGAAUCCCUGAGAAUAUUGUAAACAAAUAUAAAUUAAAAAUAUUAUAUAUAUAAGAGACAUUGCAAUUUUCCAGUCUUAAUUAGAAUUCUUAAUUGAGUAAACUACAUUGUUACCUAAAUUAUAAGGUUAUGAGUUAUAUUUCUUCAUAUUAACCCUUAUUUUUUCAUGUUUUUAAAGACUGUGGAAAACUCUGGCUAUUGUCAAAGUUUUGAUUGUGUGUGUGUGUGUGUAUUAUAAUAAAUUUGUGAUGUUACAUGUAUGUGUAUGUGUGUGCAUUAUAAUAUAUUUGUUGUAUUGUGUGUGUGUGUGUGUGUGUGUGUGUG
This is a messenger RNA of Eptesicus fuscus (big brown bat), 4038 nucleotides long. RefSeq names its product elongation of very long chain fatty acids protein 7. Gene Ontology annotation, cellular component: endoplasmic reticulum; endoplasmic reticulum membrane. The transcript is spliced from 8 exons. Gene Ontology annotation, molecular function: fatty acid elongase activity. Bases 131 to 976 code for a protein of 281 amino acids. Lineage: Eukaryota; Metazoa; Chordata; Mammalia; Chiroptera; Vespertilionidae. Gene Ontology annotation, biological process: very long-chain fatty acid biosynthetic process; positive regulation of Wnt signaling pathway; fatty acid elongation, monounsaturated fatty acid. The record is from RefSeq and is a predicted model, not a curated record.